This is a messenger RNA of Enterospora canceri, 1806 nucleotides long. Lineage: Eukaryota; Fungi; Microsporidia; Enterocytozoonidae. The record is from the annotation of a GenBank genome assembly.
AUGUUUGGCGAUAACACAAUUCUCUCAGAAAUAGUCAAACAGUUGGACUUAGACCAGAAGGAGACUGAACAAGGACGUAUUGAGACUAUCAGUGGUCCAGUAGUGGUGGGAAGAAAUAUGAUGGGUGUAUCAAUGUACGAGGUUGUAAAGGUGGGCAAGAGGAAUCUAAUGGGAGAAGUAAUAAGGAUUGAGAACGAUAAGGCCACUAUUCAGGUAUAUGAGGAGACAUCUGGGCUAGAAGUCAAUGAUAUCAUAUUGAGGACAAAAAUGCCACUUUGUGUGGAAGUAGGACCUGGUUUACUUGAGAACAUCUAUGAUGGAAUACAAAGACCAUUAAAAUGCAUCAGAGAGAAGUCUGGAUCAAUCUACAUCCCACGUGGCAUUGAAAUCAACAGCCUGAGCAGAACUAGAGAAUUCCAUUUCAUUCCUGUUGUCCAAUCCAAUCAGGCUGUUUAUGGUGGUUUUAUGCUAGGUGAAGUACCUGAAAAUUCAUUGAUGACUGUAAAAGUAUUAGUACCACCAGAAACAACAGGUAGAUUGACAUUUAUAGCAGCAGAAGGAAACUACACUCAUCAAGAUGCGAUUGCUACUGUAGAGAAGUCUGAUGGAACAUGUGAAGAGAUCUAUAUGUAUCACUCAUGGCCAGUUAGGAAACCAAGACCAGUCAAAACGAAACUAAGAGCCAAGAAUCAGCUGUUCACAGGUCAAAGAAUACUUGAUUCGCUAUUUCCAGCUGUACAAGGCGGAACCAUGGCAAUUCCAGGUGCAUUUGGCUGUGGUAAAACUGUUAUUUCACAGAGCCUAAGCAAGUAUUCGAAUAGUGACGUAAUAGUUUAUGUUGGUUGUGGGGAACGAGGUAACGAAAUGUCAGAAGUACUGAUGGAGUUUCCGAAGCUCAAAAUAAACAGUACAGAGAACAGUAUCAUGAGCAGAACUGUUCUAAUAGCAAACACAAGCAACAUGCCUGUGGCAGCAAGAGAAGCAAGUAUCUACACCGGCAUAACCAUAUCAGAAUAUUACAGAGAUCAGGGAUUCAAUGUGGCAAUGAUGGCAGACAGCACAAGCAGAUGGGCAGAGGCAUUGCGUGAGAUAUCUGGGAGAUUGGCUGAGAUGCCUGCAGACAGCGGGUAUCCUGCCUAUUUGAGUGCGAGACUGGCUCUAUUUUACGAACGAGCUGGAUAUGUUGAAAAUGAGAAUGGAUCACAUGGAUCAGUUUCAAUUGUUGGGGCAGUGUCACCACCAGGUGGAGACUUCUCUGAUCCCGUGACAUCAUCAACUUUGAACAUCGUCCAGGUCUUUUGGGGCCUAGACAAGAAGCUGGCUCAAAGAAAGCAUUUCCCUUCAAUCAACACAAAUGUGAGCUAUUCAAAGUAUUUGGAAUCACUGGAUCACGAUGAGGCGUACAAACAGGAUGUUUCACUUUGUAAGGAAAUAUUGCAAUAUGAUAAAGAAAUUGAUGAAAUAGUGCAAUUGGUUGGCAAGAAUUCAUUGAGUGAGUUGGAGAAGUUGGUUCUGGACAUUGCUAAAGUCAUCAAGGAGGACUUCCUGCAGCAGAAUGGAUACUCUGCCUAUGACAAGUAUUGUCCAUUUGAUAAGACACAGAUUAUGUUGAAGAAUACCAUGUUGUUCUACCGAUUGAGCGUAAAGGCAUUGGCUAAAAUGACGUGGGCGGACCUGAUGAAGAAAACAAAGGAGGAGUUCUUUGGAUUGACGCAGAUGAAGUUUGUGCUGGUUAAUGAUGAGAUGAUGAGUCAUCUGGAAGAGCUGAGUGAUAAAAUUGAAGACGCCUUUGAGAGUAUUAUAUAG